CGGUGCGAGGUAGCCGGGUCAGGGGUCACAAGUGGGACCUCUACUCUGGCUCGGGCCUGCGCCGGAGCGCAGUGGGAUGGCCUCGGAGCGCCCGGAGCCGGAGGUGGAAGAAGCUGGGCAGGUGUUCCUGUUGAUGAAAAAGGAUUAUCGAAUCUCCCGGAAUGUUCGCCUGGCUUGGUUCCUCAAUCACCUGCAUCAAACCGUGCAGGCCACGCCCCAGGAGAUGCUGCUUCAGUCUGAGCAGGAGCUGGAAGUCCUCAGUGUCCUGCCCCCCGGGUGGCAGCCAGAUGAACCAGUGGUCCCAAGGCCAUUUCUCCUUGUACCUUCCACCCGGGUCACCUUCUUGGCUUGGCAGUAUCGAUUUGUCAUUGAGCUGGACCUUAGCCCAUCUACUGGCAUUGUGGACGACUCCACAGGGGAGAUCUUGUUCGAUGAAGUUUUCCAUGCCCUCUCCCGCUGCCUGGGGGGUCUACUUCAGCCCCUCCGAGUGCCUGGCUCGUGCAUCAACUUCCAGCCUGAGAUCUACGUGACUAUCCAGGCCUACUCCUCAAUUAUCGGCCUGCAGUCCCACCAGGUGCUGGUCCAGGGCUGCCUUUUGGACCCUUCCCAGCGGGAAGUGUUCCUGCAGCAGGUGUAUGAGCAGCUCUGCCUCUUUGAGGAUAAGGUGGCCACCAUGCUGCAGCAGCAGUAUGAUCCUGCGAGCCAGGCAGAAGACCAGUCUCCAGACUCAGGGGAGCCCCCUGGCCGGAAGAUGGGCGUCUCCAUGGUGACUGCUGAUCUUGGGCUGGUCAGUAUGAUUCGUCAGGGCAUCUUGGCGCUGCAGUUGCUUCCCUCAAACUCUAGUGCAGGUAUCAUCGUGAUCACAGACGGGGUGACCAGCAUCCCUGAUGUUGCUGUCUGUGAGACCUUGCUGAACCAGCUUCGCAGUGGCACCGUGGCUUGCUCCUUCGUCCAGGUGGGAGGAGUUUACUCGUAUGACUGCAGUUUUGGCCACGUGCCCAAUGUGGAACUGAUGAAGUUCAUCGCAAUGGCAACAUUUGGCUCCUACCUGUCCACUUGUCCGGAGCCCAAGCCAGGCACCCUGGGUCUGACCGUCUACCACCGGGCAUUUCUCCUCUACUCCUUCCUGCGCAGUGGGGAGGCCCUGAACCCUGAGUACUACUGCGGCUCUCAGCACCGCCUAUUUAACGAGCACCUGGUCUCCGCCAGCAGCAACCCUGCCCUGGCCCUGCGACGGAAGAAGCACACUGAGAAGGAGGUGCCAGCCGACCUGGUCAGCACCGUGUCUGUGCGGCUUCGGGAGGGCUACAGUGUCCGAGAGGUCAUGCUAGCCAAAGGAGGGUCCCAGCUGGAGGUGAAGCUGGUGCUCCUGUGGAAACACAACAUGCACAUUGAGUAUGUGGCUGUGGCGCCCUGGCCCCUGGAGCCUGAGGGCCCCCGAGGAACACGGGUGGAAGUGACCAUGGAAGGUGGCUAUGACAUUUUACAUGAUGUGUCCUGUGCGCUAAGGCAACCCAUUCGCUCGCUGUAUCGUACUCAUGUUAUCCGGCGGUUCUGGAACACACUGCAGAGCAUUAACCAGACGGACCAGAUGCUAGCGCACCUUCAGUCCUUCUCCUCCGUCCCGGAACAUUUCACGCUUCCGGACAGCACCAAGAGCGGAGUGCCCCUCUUCUACAUCCCUCCUGGCUCCACCACCCCGGUGCUCUCCCUUCAGCACAGUGGGUCCGACUCCUCUCAUGCCCAGUUUGCGGCCUACUGGAAGCCAGUGCUGUCCAUGGAUGCAAAUUCUUGGCAGCGUUGGCUGCACAUGCACCGCCUAGUGCUAAUCCUGGAGCACGACACACCAAUCCCCAAGCAUUUGCACACCCCGGGCAGCAAUGGACGCUACAGUACUGUCCAGUGCAGGAUCUCACAUUCCUCGCUGACCUCUCUGCUUCGGGACUGGAGCAGCUUCGUGCUGGUCGAGGGCUAUUCCUACGUGAAGCUGCUCUCCAGUGCCCCAGACCAACCCCCUUCCUCCUUCUACAUGGUCCGCAUCAUCUCCAAGGCGCCAUGCAUGGUUCUUCGCCUGGGUUUUCCCAUCGGCACACCAGCACAGGCCCGGCACAAGAUUGUGUCAGGCUUACAGGAGGAGAUCCUGCGGCUGCGGUUCCCCCACCGGGUACAAAGCAAGGAGCCAACACCCAAGGUGAAACGAAAAGGGCUGGGAAGCAUCGGUGGGGGCAGCUCUCCCUCCAAGUCUCCCCCUCUGCUGGGGCCACAGCAGGCCCUCUCUGACCGGCCCUGCCUCGUGGUCCUGCAUAAGCCACUGGACAAGCUACUCAUCAGGUAUGAGAAGCUACCCCUGGACUACCGGGCACCUUUCUUGCUGACACUGGAGCCACCAGGGCCACUACCCUUGGUGUCGGGCCGCUCAGCCUCUUCUAGCCUAGCAUCGCUGUCCCGCUACCUCUACCAUCAGCGCUGGCUCUGGAGUGUCCCAUCGGGACUGGCCCCUGCACUGCCACUCAGCGCCAUUGCCCAGCUCCUCUCCAUCCUCACUGAAGUCCGACUCUCUGAAGGGUUCCACUUCGCCUGCAGUGGGGAAGGGAUCAUCAACAUGGUGCUGGAGCUUCCCAUUCAGGAUCUCCCGUUCCACCUGCAGAACGAGCCCCCAGGGCAGGCCGCGGUGGAAGAACGGCACACGUGUGUCGUCCAGUACAUCCUCUUCCCCCCACACUCCACCUCCACCAAGGACAGUUUUUCAACAGACGAUGACAAUGAUGUGGAGGUGGAGGCCCUGGAGGGAGACUCGGAGCUCAAUCUGGUCACCGAGGUGUGGGUGGAGCCACAGUGUGGGCGAGUGGGACCCGGCCCUGAGAGCUGGAAGCACCUCCAAAACUUGACGUACUCUGAGAUCCCAAAAGCUCUCCACCCUCGGGAUGCUGCCUGCAUAGGCUCCAUGCUGAGCUUUGAGUACCUGAUACAGCUGUGCCAGAGCAAGGAGUGGAGUCCUCUGCCCCUAGAGCCGAGGGUCUCUGAUGGUUCGGACCAGGGAGGAGACACCUGUGUCCAUGAGAUCCCUUUUCAUUUUGACCUGAUGGGACUGUUGCCUCAGUGCCAGCAGCUCCAGAUGUUCUUCCUCCUGCUUUCCAGAGAGCCAGAGGGCAUCCCUUUCGCCGAGGGGCCUUGUCCCUCCAACGACAUGGUGCUGUGCCUGCUGCAUAGCUGCCUAGGGCAGGAGCUAAGUGACCGGGAGAUCCCACUGAGCACCGCUGACCAGGCUAUGUUCCUGAGUGAGGUGCUGCGGCGCACCCACCACAGUCCAGGUCCAGAGGGGCCGCCAGUGGGGGGCCAUGGGGUCCUGAAGGAUCAGCCAGUCAGCACCGCUCAGGCCGCAGGAGACUCAGCUCUUCCUACCCUGAACGUCGGCCCUCCUGACGCUCUCAAGCCUCUCGCCUCAGCCCAGCCCCCUCAGUGGCGCUGCUAUGCAAGGCUUGUGAGCCCUCAGCAUGCGUUUCUGACAUUCCUCCCAGCUACCUUCUCGGAUGUCCAGCACCUGGCCGCCUAUGGCCUAGAGGGACCCUCUCAAGAGGAGACCAAACUCAAGCUCGGAGAUUGGAGUGGGGCCUCCAGUCUGAGAGAUCUGGGAGGAACUGGGGUCAGGGUUCCAAAGGCCCAGGUCCCUAUCCUCAGUGUCACCCCAGCCUGUGACAGUGCCCAGAGUCCAGGAGAGCUGAGCCCACCCUUCCGUCGGGACCUACAGGCUUGCACCGGGCGUCAGGCUCCACAAACAGAGGGUGCAGAUGGACCCCGGACACGCUGUCCAGUCUUCAUCUACAGCUGUGCCCUGGAAGCGCUGAGGGAACAGAUGAUUAGCAUGCAGCCCCCUCCGGCACCCCGAGACCUCAUCUUCCGGACUCAGUUUCUCGACCAGACUGCCCCCUCCUCAGCCUGGACGGAGCCCAGGUCCAAGGAGGCAGCCAACCACUGUGCCUUGCUGCAGGAGCAUGCUCAGCGGUGCUAUGUCCGUGGGUUGUUCCGGAGCUUGCAGCAAGCACAGAGUGUGACCUCCCAGGACUUGCUGAUGGCAGUGGAUGCCUGUGAGGAGCUACUUCAAGAAGUAGACAUCACCCCUUUUCUGCUCACACUCUGUGGAUAUACCCGGGGUUUGCCUCAUGCACCCCCAAGUCCUGGUCCUCUCAGCCCUGGUCCCUUUAGCAGCAGCAUCGAGGAGGGCCCUGAGCCCCGGGAACGAGCUAUCCUGGCUUCUGAGUCCAGCAUAGAGACCGAGGACCUAAGCGAGCCUGAGUUUCAGAGCACCCGUGUCCCUGGCAACCCAGACCCUGGCCUGGAGAUCUCUCUGACAGACGUCUGCCAGCUCAGAGGAGAGGCGCAUGAUGCCCUCCAUAGCCUCAUCCAGGAGAAGUUCCUGGAGGUCAGUGGUCUCCACUUCCGCACAGUGCCCUCCAAUCCCCACUACUUCUUCUACUGCCCUCCAUCCAGCAGGCGAGAGGAUGAGGGCCCCCGGGACACAGUAGACAGAAAAGUCAGUGACCUGGAGUUUUCAGAGGCUGAGUUCCUGGGAGAAGAAGGAGACACAUCUGCCUGCUGUGUGGUCACUGAGAGUGACCCAGAGCUGGAGGUGGAAUACCGCGAGAGCCGUGAACCGGACCAGGAGCCUGCUGGGCUAGACUCCGCCUCGCUGUCAGAUGCAGACACCGUGAACCCUGAUGAAGACUCCUUCAGUAUCCUGGGGGGCGACUCACCCACUGGGCCUGAGAGCUUCGUGCACGACCUGCCUCCGCUCUUCCUGCACCUCACCUGCUCCGUGCGGUUGCGUGGGCAGCACAGCUCAGUGCCCGUGUGCAGCCUGCCCACCUGCCUGGGCCAGGUGCUUUCCAGUCUGGAGGGCCCCUUGAUCGGGGGCCGAGUGCCCCUGCGGGACCUCAGUGUCACUUUGGAUGUCUUUGUGCUGACCUUACCACUAGAAGUGGAGCUUCCCCCGACCUCAGACCCUCAGCACCACCGGUCCACAUCUGAGAGCAGUGCUUCAUUCCCACGAUCUCCAGGGCAACCAUCAUCUUUAAGGUCAGAUGAUGGCCUGGGGCCCCCACUGCCACCCCCAGAAGAAGACAGGCACCCGGGACUAUCCAGUUUGGCCACACCCCACAGAUUGGCUAUUGAGACCACCAUGAGUGAGAUCCGCUGGUUGCUGGAGGAUGAGAUGGUGGGGGCACUUCGGAGAGGGGGCGUCCCCCAGAGCCCUGCCCUGCACCGUGCUGCCGCCCACAUCCAUAGCUCUCCCGGACGCUCCACCUGUCUUCGCCAGACUGUGCCGCUGAGUUUUGUGUUUGGGCCGGAGCGUUCCCUCACACAGUUCAAGGAGGAGUUCCGUCGCCUCCACCUGCCCGGCCGUGUGCUUCUGGAGGACCCUGACAGUGGCUUCUUCUUUGUGGCAGCUGGCCAACAGCCAGGUGGGUCCCCCAGGGUACCCUCUUCAGUGGCCUGGGCUUGGCACAACCACGAGGAUAAGGCUGAAGGCAUCGAAGGGGAGGCUCUGACAGCCAGUCCCCGAGGGCCUGGCUCCCCAGAGGAUUCUGAGGGCCCCUCCCUCAUCAGUCUGCCCAGCCUGCCACAGGGAGGGAGCCAGCCUGGGCCCGGCCAAGGACUGAGCCUCGUGUCCAGUCAGGGCAGUGUGGACUCAGACCACCUAGGUUAUGAUGGUGGCAGCAGUGGCUCUGACAGUGAGGGUCCCAGUGAGACCCUGGGUGAGAAGAGCCCCUUCACAUUGCGGACCCUGCCUGGUCCAGCACAUCCACAGCCUUCACUCACAAGCGUCCUUGGGCCAUGCCUCCCAGACUUCUGGCUCAUCGUCCGGAUACUGCAGGAUCGUGUGGAAGUGUACGCACAUGCACGGAGCCUGACUCGGGAAGAUGGAGGGCCAGGAGCCGAGUGUCGCCACCUGCAGCAGCUCCUAGUGAGGCGAGUUGGGGAGAUCUGCAGGGAGGUCAACCAGCGGCUGCUCCUUCAGGACCUUCACGACAGUCAUGUGUGCAAUUCUCUUCUGGUGGCCGAGAGUGAAGAAGAUCUGUGGCGCAGCGAGACCCCCUUCCACUCACGUCAGCGGGCAGCACUGCCCAGCGAUGAUUAUGCUGCUGAUGAGAGCUGUGCACCUCGAGGGUACCUGGCAGCCACAAUGCAGUUUGUUCCCGGCCAUUUCUCCUGUGACGUUGUAUGGGAAACUGUGAUUCGGGUCCAUUCACGCCUCAAAAUGGGGCCCAGCAUGGGGGUCUCUCGUGCCAUCCAGGCCCUGCGCUCUGUGCUCAAUGCCUUCUCCGUGGUGAACCGGAAGAAUAUGUUUGUUUAUCAGGAGCGAGCAACAAAGGCCGUGUAUUAUCUUCGGCUCCUGGAGACGACCUGCAGUGAGCGGCCGUGGGAAGGCGAUGCUCUGCCCCCAUCCCUAGCUCUGUCCCGGAGCCAGGAGCCCAUCUCCUCUGAGGAAUCCUCGGGUCCUCGUUCUCCCCUCGACUUGGCUUCCAGCCGCAGUGCAGAUACUGCUCGCCCUGUGGGCCAAGUGGACAGGCACAUCCGGCUGCUGGUGCAUGGCGUGGGGCAGGCAGGUCCUGAGAUCACAGAUGAGCUGGUGCGGGUCCUGCGUCGGCGCCUGGAUGAGGCCACUCUGGACGUCAUCACAGUCAUGCUUGUUCGGAACUGCAAGCUGACACCAGCCGAUGUGGAGUUCAUCCAGCCCCCUGGAAGUCUCCCCUCAGAGGUGCUGCAUCUGGCCUUGCCCUCCGCCUGCCGGCCCUGGCUUCCUGCCCUGGCCUGGUACCUGCGGCAAAACCUGCUCAUUUUCCUGCACUCUCCCAAGUACACAGACAGCAAUGGCCGGAACCACUUCCAGCAUCCACUCCCACCACAGGGCAGCCUCCCCGACUUGGACAUUUACUUGUAUAACAAGCCUGGUGGACAGGGCACUGGGGGCAAAGGAGUUGCCUGCAUCACUCUAGCCUUUGUGGACGAGGGAGGGGCCCCCAUCUCACUGGCAUCAUGGCCCCCCUCUUCUCCGGGGCCUCCAGAUGUACUGCAAGAGGAGGAGUUUGAGCAGUUGACCCAGAUCACUCGCUGCCCGGUCGUGCCAGACAGCUCUUCAGCUCACAGUGUGGCCCCACGGCUUCGACUGGAUGUGUGGGAAAAAGGUCACAUCAGCAUCGUACAGCUAGAGGAGAGGCUCCGAGCAGCGGCUCGCCAGGCCCUGGCCGAUGCCGUCAUGGAGCUGCAGCUACUGCCAGCCUCCCUGUGCACGGAGGACAUGUCCCCAGGAAGUCUCAGGAGUGGGUCAUUGGAAACCAAGAGCCCUGCAGGCCGAGCUAGCACCUUUCCCCCUGGGCCUGCCCCUGAGGAGCCUGUGACUCCCCCCAGCAAAGCUGGCCGGCGUAGCUUCUGGGAUAUGCUGAGUAAAACAGAAUCUGGGGACUUGGGUUCCCCCAAAACAACUGAUGACAUUGUCCUGGAUCGGCCAGAAGAUACUCGGGGCCGAAGGCGUCACAAAACUGAAAAUGUUCGGACUCCAGGUGGAACUGAGCGGGCAUCGGACCCAGAAUCUGGAGCCAAGAGACAAAGACGCCGGACCACACAGCUAGAAGAGGGCGAGGUGGGGACCCUGCAGCCUGUGUUCGCUCAUGUUACUCAGCGCUGGAUGGAGUUCAUGGUUCAGAUUGGUUGCGCCUCAGUGUCCAGGAGCUCCACCUGCAUGGUGUCCCGGUUCCUCCUGCCAUCCAUCUUGUCUGAGUUCACCACUCUGGUCACCUCGAUGGCUGGAGACACCAGCGUUCGUGUCUUUGAGCAGCAUUUGAGUUCAGGGCCAGACGUCUUCAGUCCUCGUUCUCUUGGACAACUGGGCCCAACACCCCGCCCAGCAGCUGAGCGGCAUCUGCUGCUUCUGGGAAGGAACUUCUUGCAGUGGAGGCGACCAACCCAGCAGGCUGCCAAAGCCUUGCAGCGCUUCGAGCCAGGGGGCGAUGGGAGCUCAGGGCGGAACGCUCCCCGGCAGAGGUUCUUGCUCCUGGAGAUCGUGGAUAAGAAGCUACUGCUGCUGACUUACAACUGGGCUCCAGACCUGGGGGCAGCCUUGGGCCGAGCGCUGGUCCGCCUCGUGCAGUGGCAGAAUGCACGUGCCCAUCUCAUCUUCUGCCUCCUCAGCCAGAAGCUUGGACUUUUCCAUCAUUAUGGCCAGUUGGACUUCCCAGUGCGGGAUGAAAAGGAGCCAAACCCAUUCCUGCUGCCCACAGUGGACGCAGAGACCCUCAUCCGGAGUGCAAGUCCCCCUCUGAGCCGGGAGCAAGGCCGGCUCACCGGGUCCUCUCGGGGUGGGGGUUCCCUUCCCCUGGACACGUUCCCCUUCGAUGAGGCCCUGAGGGACAUCACAGCUGCUCGCCCCAGUGCCUCACUCGGCUCUGUGCCCAGACCCCCCGAUCCCGUCACCUACCAUGGACAACAGUUUCUGGAGAUCAAGAUGACAGAGCGCAGAGAGCUGGAGCGCCAAAUGAAGAUGGAGAACCUGUUUGUAACCUGGCAGCAGCGGUCCACCCCAGCCAGCAUGCCCGUCAGCGCUGGGGAGCUGGAGACCCUGAAGCAGUCAUCCCGCCUAGUACAUUACUGUGCAACAGCCCUGCUCUUCGACCCUGCUGCCUGGCUGCAUGGGCCCCCAGAGACCUGUGGGCCUCCUGAGGGGCAGCGGCGCCAUCGCCCUGAGCCAGGACCUGGGAGCCGAGAGGCCCCCUCAAGCUGUGAAGCCUUGGAUGUGCCUCCACCGGGCACCCGUGAGGAGCCUUGGCUGAAGGAGCUGAGCCUGGCUUUCCUGCAGCAGUACAUGCAGUAUCUGCAGAGCAUGGGCUUUGUGCUGGUACCACUGCGGCCCCCCUCGCCCGCCCGCAGCGCCAGCCGGUUGCGGGCCAUGGCGUUCCUUGGGACAGAGGGUCGGGGCUCCUUCUCCUGCCCUAAGACCAAGGCUGAUGGGAGCCCCAAGAGCACUGGCUCUCCAGUCACCACCUACCACUUGCAGCGGGCACUGCCCGGGGGCAUCAUCCUCAUGGAGCUGGCUUUCCAGGGCUGUUACUUCUGUGUUAAACAGUUCGCCCUGGAGUGUUCCCGCAUCCCCAUGGGGCAGGCCGUCAACUCGCAGCUGUCCAUGCUGUUCACCGAGGAGUGCGACAAGGUGCGGGACCUGAUGCACGUGCACUCGUUCAGCUACGACUUCCACCUGCGCCUGGUGCACCAGCACGUGCUGGGGGGCCACCUGGUGCUUCGGCAUGGCUACCACCUCACCACCUUUCUGCGACACUUCCUGGCCCACCACCCCGAUGGGCCCCACUUCGGUCGCAAUCACAUUUACCAAGGGACCCUGGAGCUGCCCACACCACUCAUUGCUGCACAUCAGCUGUACAACUACGUGGCCGACCACGCCAGCUCCUACCACAUGAAGCCCCUAAGGAUGGCCCGGCCAGGGGGCCCAGAACACAAUGAAUAUGCCCUGGUGUCGGCGUGGCACAGCUCUGGCUCCUACCUAGACUCUGAGGGACUUCGUCACCAGGAUGACUUUGACGUGUCUCUGCUUGUCUGUCACUGUGCUGCACCCUUUGAGGAACAAGGAGAGGCUGAGCGGCAUGUCCUGCGGCUACAGUUCUUCGUGGUGCUCACCAGCCAACGAGAGCUCUUCCCCAGACUAACUGCUGACGUGCGCCGGUUCCGGAAGCCACCCAGACUACCCCCUGAGCCAGAGGUUCCUGGGAGCUCAGCUCGUAGCCCUAGGGAGGGCUCAGGGGUUGGUCUGGCCCCUGGACCAGCUCCUCUGUUCCCCCCGCUGGCUGCAGAGGUGGGCGUGGCUCGGGCACGGCUGGCUCAGCUGGUCCGGCUAGCUGGAGGGCACUGCCGCAGGGACACCCUCUGGAAGCGCCUCUUCUUGCUGGAGCCACCAGGGCCUGAUCGGCUGCGGCUCGGGGGGCGCUUGGCCCUGGCUGAGCUGGAGGAGCUUCUGGAAGCGGUCCAUGCCAAGUCCAUUGGGGACAUUGACCCCCAGCUGGACUGCUUCCUGUCUAUGACGGUCUCCUGGUACCAGAACCUGAUCAAGGUUCUCCUGAGCCGCUUUCCCCAGAGCUGUCGCCAUUUCCAGAGCCCAGACUUGGGAACUCAGUAUCUGGUUGUGCUAAACCAGAAGUUCACUGACUGUUUCGUGCUAGUGUUUCUGGAUUCCCACUUGGGAAAGACGUCUCUGACAGUGGUUUUCCGAGAGCCCUUCCCAGUGCAGCCCCAGGACAGUGAGAGCCCUCCUGCCCAGCUGGUCUCCACCUACCACCACCUCGAGUCGGUCAUCAACACAGCCUGCUUCACCCUCUGGACCCGCCUCCUCUGAGGGACAGACUGCUGGUGUCACUGUUCCUUGGAUCGUGGGUCUGUACGGUCACCCACUUGAAGCAGAACCAACCAGCCCUUCUGUGCCCCAGCACAAGCCUGGAUGCUGAGGGACACCAGAGGGUCUAUGACCACAUCUGGGGGGCCUGCAGCCCCAGCCUGGCAGCAGAGGUAGCUGUCCCCAGAACACAGCUGCUGACCAACCCGGGGCUCUGGAGGGUUGGUCAGCCCCUGAGGUUCCCAUCUCCUCUGGGGUCCCUGGGCCCUUCCAGAAGGAGACUCCUCCUUCCUGCUCACCUGGUGCAGUCCCAGGAAUUCUUCCACCUGGCAGCAAGCACUCACCCACAUUCCUCUGCCUGGAUGCUGCUCCAAGUCACCGCCUCCCACCUUGAGCUCUCUGGUCUUGGCUUCCCCUGGGAUAUUCCUCCUGGACAUGGCCCCCGAGACAGGACCCCUUGGUCCCAGUCCCUGCUCUGCCUCUGGUGCACCUGUGAGCAUGGGCGAGUCCCUUUGCUUCUGGACCCUGUGUCUCAUGAGGAGACACCUAUACGUGAGGGGGGGGAACUCGGAUCCCUCCUGUCUCACAGCAGUGCUGCGGACUGGAGGACUUGAGUGUGAGCUGUGUCCCUUCUCAACAGGAGGGAAGUGGUCCCAAGAAAGUGAAGGGUCAGACACUGUGUGUCCCCCCUGCCCCCAAUAACGUACACAUAUGAACACAUUCAA
This is a messenger RNA of Artibeus jamaicensis (Jamaican fruit-eating bat), 11118 nucleotides long. It is a transcript of the gene SZT2, whose product is annotated as SZT2 subunit of KICSTOR complex. Bases 77 to 10396 code for a protein of 3439 amino acids. The transcript has 72 exons. Lineage: Eukaryota; Metazoa; Chordata; Mammalia; Chiroptera; Phyllostomidae. The record is from RefSeq and is a predicted model, not a curated record. Gene Ontology annotation, cellular component: peroxisome.